UGCGCGGUGCGGAUGUAAACAUGGCGGCCACAUUCGUUCAGAGUUUGAGACGAUCCGCUUACAGAUCUUUAUUGCUCAGCAGGCGUUUAUUCUUACGCCAAAAUGCCAAACUGCGGCCGUCAAUACUAUCUGUGAUAUCUGCUGCGACGACGGGUGCUGCUGGUUAUUGGCUGGUUGCUAACAUUUUCGAGAAAACACCCCUGUCUUUAGCGGUUGUCGAAGCCAAGGAUGCCAAAGAUGAGAAGCCAACGGUCACCAUCCGCGAGAGUCGUUUCCUUGCGUUUGCCUCGGUCGAGGCAGAAGGAAACGCCUACAUGACCCCACAAGACUUCUUGGAGUCAGUCACAGAGGAGAUGCCGAGAGCUCGUGGAAGAAGACGAGUGCUAUCCCGGUACGAAGUUGAACAAACCUUGAAGAAUACACCACCACUACAUAAAGGAUCGACAAAAAUGUUCCGUAACCUCAAUGACAAGGGUUUGCUCUCCUACACAGAAUACCUUUUCCUUCUAUGUGUCCUUACAACUCCGGGGCCAAUGGGCAAACCAAGAAGCCAUUCCUCCUCUGCUCGCGAACCAAAGUCCGGUUUUGAAAUCGCCUUCAAUAUGUUCGACGCCGACGGCAACCAGCGGGUCGACAAGCGAGAAUUCUUAGUGCUGGAACGCCUAGUCCACAGUCGGCGUCGGGGUCCGUUGCAACUCGAUCACGACAGAUACGGAGACGGAUUGCAACGGCUGAUGAAUAAGUUACUGAAAGAGCGUGCUGUACCAGCUGAGCUGCAGUACCCCUAUCUGUCUAAGCCAAAGGCAGUAUCAGUGCUAUCACUCUCCAAUAUCUUCAAUCCUGCCACGUCCACUGAAAACAUAACCGAGUCCAGCGACAAGAAACAAAAAAGUAUCUGGGAUCAAUGCAUGAAUGCAGCUUCAUCAGUCACUGGGUUCUUUUGGUCCAAUGACUCCACCGAAAUCAUCACCGCCGAGACAACGCUUUUGGCACAUUUUUUUGGCCGUCGAGGCAAUGACGUCCUUAACUACCAGGAUUUUGCGAGAUUCAUGGACAAUCUACAGACGGAGGUGUUGGAGAUGGAAUUUCAGGAGUUCUCGCGAGGAAUGGCCACGAUCUCCGAGAGUGAAUUUGCCAAAAUUCUGAUGCGUUACACGAAGAUUAGUAGUGACGAUCACAAGGAAUUUAUUGACAGGGUCGGAGAGAACAUCAAAGAAGACUCGGUAGAGUUCAGAAAACCCAGAGCACCGGGUCAUGGCAUCACGUUCAAAGAGUUCAAGAAGUUUUUUCAAUUCUUGAACAAUCUGGAUGACUUUGUGAUCGCGAUGAGGAUGUACACCUUUGCUAGGCAGCCAGUCUCACAAGACGAAUUCCAGCGAGCCGUGAAAGUGUGUGUGGGCUAUGAGUUUGACCCUCACCUGGUGGAGACCGUCUUUCAAAUCUUCGAUGCGGACGGCGACGGUCAUCUGAGUCACGAAGAGUUUGUCAGUCUGAUGAAGGACCGACUCCAUAGAGGGGUCCGGGCCCACCUGCUCAAAGAUCAAGGCCGCUGGGACAUGUUCAAAGGCUGCGUCAAAAACGAGAUGAGAAAACCUUGAGCGCCACCUGCCAACUGAAAGAAGAAACAAUGUUAACCGUUUAAUUUAGCUGGCUGUGACUUUACUUAUUAUGCUAACUGUAAAUGCCCUUCUGUGGGUUCUUAUGCCAACAUUUAAUGCCCGACGGUGGGUUCUUAUACUAACUGUGAAUGCCCUAAGGUUGGUUCUGAUGUUUACUGUGAAUGCCCUCCGGUCGGUUCCUAUGUUAACUGUUAAUGCCCUCCGGUUGGUUAUUUUGCUAACUGUUCCACAUCAGAACAGAAUUGCUAUUUUGCACUCUCUAUUCGUCCCCUUAGUGACUGGAAAUCUUCACAGUGGCAAUGUCUAUGUAUCAUUUCACAAAUACACAACUGUAAAAAUUGACAAUCUUCAUUCACACGGCUAUGGUAAGCAUAAUACAUCUGUAAUAUUGUUAUAUAUGAAAUAAACAUAGCGACGAGCAGCUCGACAUUAUACUAUGACUGUGAGUCUGUUUGGAGGGAAGAAGUCAAUUUUUGAAUGACUUGAGAAUUACUGCAUGAAACGGAGCAGUUUUGGCUAUAAUUAACCUAUUGGUGGAAAGAGGAUGUUGGUUGAAGGAUGUCUAGCCUCUCGGCAAUCUAACAGUUAAAGAAUUGAGAAUGAGGGUGGGAAGUUGUCUGAGGUCAUCAAGGGGAACGAAGGGCUUAGAAUAUAGGGCAUUUCAGGAGUGGAGGGCAAGUUGUCUGCAAGCGAUAAUAACACUACGCUUACACUACAGUUCUUGGCAGAUCUGAAGAAUUUGAAAGUUUAUUAUCCAGGGGGUUGAGAGAGUGAUAUUAGUGUUGAUGCAGGGUAUGAAGAUUUUUUUUCGGAAUAUGUUUGACAAAAAAGAGAAUUUUGCUCAACUCUUUCGUCCUUUUUUGAAGAUUUUUUUUCGAGGAAUUUUCGCAACAAAAAAGGAGGAUUUCGCUUAAAGGAGUUGUGGAUUUAUUCCUUCAGUUUGUUUCCACUUCUCCUGUUUCACUAGUAAACUAUUUCCCUACAAGUAUUUUGCUGUUUUUCCCAUUUUCUUUCAAAUCUGAGAUAGUAGAUACACAUGAUGAUUAUGUUGAGCGUGCACACGUCAAUGACAUGGUGAACGUGCCCUGCCUGCCAAGUGCAGCUGUGGUCAGACUUUUAUGUCACCUUGAUAAGAUCUUUUUGUUGCAUAGCACUGCAGCAACUAUUAUCGCAGGUCACAGCAACUAAAAUAUCGCUCAUCUGCACAGCACAUGAUGGUCAAUGCAAACAGAAUGGUACAGGGUGUAACAAAAAAUGGAUUUAGUGUUCCAUAAUAUUCGUUCUGUUUCACUUUUAUGCAUAGUGUAUCAUUUCUCUGAAAAAGCUGCAGUUUUGGGAAGAGUACCCUGUUUUUGAUUACACCCUGUACAAUUCGUCUCUGUGGUAUAAAUAUGUAUAUGAGAUAUAAUUAUUACCCUUUCUGCAAAUAAAAUGCAGUUGAUAACGAA
Lineus longissimus is the source of this 3067-nucleotide messenger RNA. Its product is annotated as calcium uptake protein 3, mitochondrial-like. Gene Ontology annotation, molecular function: calcium ion binding. The record is from RefSeq and is a predicted model, not a curated record. The transcript is spliced from 16 exons. Gene Ontology annotation, biological process: mitochondrial calcium ion homeostasis; calcium import into the mitochondrion. Gene Ontology annotation, cellular component: uniplex complex. The coding region runs from base 21 to 1598 and encodes 525 amino acids. Lineage: Eukaryota; Metazoa; Nemertea; Pilidiophora; Heteronemertea; Lineidae.